Talaromyces proteolyticus is the source of this 2153-nucleotide messenger RNA. Its product is annotated as translation initiation factor eif-2b delta subunit. The record is from RefSeq and is a predicted model, not a curated record. Bases 99 to 1724 code for a protein of 541 amino acids. Lineage: Eukaryota; Fungi; Ascomycota; Eurotiomycetes; Eurotiales; Trichocomaceae. The transcript is spliced from 2 exons.
CACCUUGAUUAAAUUCUUCCCUCAACAUCAACACAACCCUAAAAUCCGUCAAUGAAUAUCUCGAUCACAGCGCAGUCAUCUACUAUCCGCUCCUCAAGAUGGCUACCCCUGCCAAGCUGCACGUAACAGCUCCAGACGCAUCUUCGCCUGCUCCUGCGGGGAACGAUUCCACAGCCGCGAAACCCUCCACAAAUAAUCGAGAGAAUCCUGCAGCCGCAAGCUCAAAGCCGAAACAACAGCAGCAGCAGAAACCAAAAGUCCCCGAAGUAUCUGCCGAUGGGUCGACCGAAAAGCUCUCGCCCGCAGAGUUGAAGAAGAAAGCCAAGGCUGAAAAGGCUGCGAGACGAGCCAAAGAAAAGGCUGAGAGGGACGUCGUCGCUGGAGGAAGUGCUGCAGGCGUACAACCGCAGUCUGCACAGGGUCCUCUCUCUCAGACUCCUAGGAAAGGUGGGCAGGCAGGAAGUAAAGACGGGUCCGGGGCAGCACAGAAAGGACAGAGGAGCACGGGCGGCGCUCGUCCAUCGGCUCCAGCGCCUAUGGAAAUAAAGAAGAAAGAGGAUAAAAAUGUUGCCGUUUUUGGGCAUCUUUAUGGCGUGCCGAGGAGGUCGACUAUUGCAGGUGCAGCAAAGGAGGUUCAUCCAGCUGUCCUUGCUCUGGGAUUGCAGCUACGAGACUAUGUUGUCUGUGGUAGCAGCGCACGUUGUGUUGCGACUUUGAUUGCGUUUAAGAGGGUUAUUGAAUCAUAUACUACACCUAUCGGGACCUCGCUUGCUCGUCAUUUGACCACGCAUCUCUCGCACCAAAUCACAUAUCUAUCGACUUGUCGGCCGCUUUCUAUCAGUCAAGGAAAUGCUAUUCGGGCGCUGAAACUGUCGAUUUCUUCGAUCGACCCAUCGGUCCCAGAAGCCACAGCUAAAUCCGAGUUGUGUGAUUUUAUCGAUAAUUUCAUCCGCGAGAAAAUCACCGUGGCAGACCAGGUUAUUGCCGGUAGCGCCGCACAAAAGAUUCAGGAUGGCGAUGUUAUCGUGACAUUUGCAGGAAGCUCCAUUGUGAAGCAGACCCUCCUCGCAGCAUUUAAACAAGGAAAAAAGUUCCGCGUCUCCAUUAUCGACUCUCGUCCGUUGUUCGAAGGCAAGAAUCUUGCUCGCGCUCUGUCGAAUGCAGGACUAGAAGUUCAGUACUCUUUGAUUCAUGGUAUCAGCCAUGCUGUUAAGGAUGCAACAAAGGUCUUCUUGGGCGCCCAUGCUAUGACCGGAAAUGGCCGCUUAUACUCCCGUGUCGGCACAGCCUUGGUUGCCAUGUCUGCGAAGGAACGAUCUGGCGGUGUGGAAAUCCCAGUCAUUGUGUGUUGCGAAACUGUCAAGUUCACAGACCGAGUUGCUCUCGACAGCAUCGUCGUCAAUGAGAUCGCCGACGCCGACGAGCUCGUCACCAGACGACCACUGCAACAAGUAACAAACCUCCCAGACUCGAAAAUUGCAGCUAGCGAGAAACCCGGCAAGAAAUCGAGUAGUAGCAACGUCGCUAGCGAGCUGGCAAGCUUAAGCUUAUCCCAAAACGCAUCCUCGCCACUUCAGAACUGGAGAGACACGCCGAACUUGCAGCUCUUGAACAUCAUGCAUGACGUGACUCCAGCGGAGUAUGUCGAUAUGGUUGUCACCGAAAUGGGCAGCCUGCCACCUAGCGCCGUGCCAGUCGUCCACCGCAUGAGCACUAACUCUUAAGUCUCGCUUACACUACUGAGCGCUGUGACAACAUUUGCAGGCUGUGUCUACAUCCAUAGCGGACUAGGCGCCCACUAGAAAAUAUGCUCUUGCUCUUGCUCUUGUGUGAUACCUCAGGUCGGAUACCAAAUCCGAAUUACAUAGACCUUUCAAAUCUUCCGGGCUUUUACCUUCCAACAUAUUACGUCAUGAAAGCACGACUUAGUAUGAGUUUUAGUAUUCUCUGCGGUAAUGGUAUACGGCGAUACGUAUAUCAGCUGCUUUGUAUUUUUAAGUUUUAUGUGUAGAGCGAGUUAGCAAUGUUAAAGCAGGCAUUCACUCGCUUGUUUUCAUUGUCAGCCUAGAAGAAACUCGCAUUACUUUGUGUACGAUACUGCCUACGUAACUCGAUCAAGCAACAGCAAUUGAUUUGACUGAAAUCGCACUUAA